Molecule: messenger RNA, 1091 nt
Organism: Octopus sinensis (East Asian common octopus)
Lineage: Eukaryota; Metazoa; Mollusca; Cephalopoda; Octopoda; Octopodidae
Exons: 6
Coding region: 487-846 (119 amino acids)
Source: RefSeq, a predicted model, not a curated record
UAUAAUGAUUGACUCACUGACAAAUAGACUAUCCACUAAUUUGAAUGACAGACUGACACUGACUAAAUCGACUUACUAAAUCAACGAAUAACAGAAAGAGAGAAAGAGAGAAAGAGAGAAAGAGAGACGGUGUUAACAAGCGGACAGAUAAAGUAAGCCGAGUAAGAGAAACAAACGAAUUUGUGCAACUGUUAGGUGAAAGAAAGCUUGAUCGUAAAACGGACCCAGUUGUCGGUGAAACAACAAACCAAGAGAGCGAACAAGUAGGAACAGGAACUUGUCACCAGCCAUCAGAAAAGCUAAUCGUCGUGCAUAGUAAGCUGACGCCCCCGUAGCUUUGCCAGAAAAAGUAUAAAGUAGUCGAUCAGCAGUGUUGCCCAGUCAAAGACGUUGUGGAAUUCCAGACAGUUCGUUUUCAAGCCGAAGAUAACAGACACUUCUAAGAAAGCAGAUCAUUGGGAUUUGAUCCUCAUUAUAAAGCAAACAAUGGACUGUCGAUUAAUUGCAUUAGUUAGUGUUUGUCUCUUCCUGCUGACGUCACCAGCUCUAUCAGCACCAGCAGCAGAUGCCAGAAGCCAUCUUGAACAGAUGUUAUCUCCGAGUAAAGAUGUACCGUUAAGCAAACGACCCAAAUAUAUGGAUACUCGGGAUCCACAAGAUAUCUUCAAGGACCUUGUUUAUCUAACUUUGCAGCAGCUGGUUUCAGAGGGUAAGGUCACCCCAGACGUAAUGACCGGCGCUGACAUUGGUGUUCCAGGCAAGAGAGGUCACCAGGGACUGUGUCUUAGACGUACCGCCAGUCAGAGAUUCAUCGCUUAUCCCUGCUGGCAGUCAGGAAGCAAAUAAAUGCUCGGCAAUCGGAAACGUUUCAGCCAGGAAGACACAGCCCCUCUCCUCAUCGCAAUGACGUUAUCGUCUAUCUUUCACCAAUGGUCUGAUCUCCAUUUACUCUCAGGCUACAAAAAGUCAUUCAUUGACUCUUUCUCUCUCUCGACCUUCCUACCUCUCUAGCUCUUUUCCUAUCUCUCUAUCUAAAUCUAUCUCUCCCUCUCUAUGCGUAUCGAUAUACACUAUAUAUAUAUAUAUAUAUA